This is a messenger RNA of Salvia splendens (bonfire salvia), 1277 nucleotides long. RefSeq names its product DNA ligase 1-like. The coding region runs from base 1 to 1146 and encodes 381 amino acids. The transcript has a single exon. The record is from RefSeq and is a predicted model, not a curated record. NCBI's taxonomy places the organism in Eukaryota, Viridiplantae, Streptophyta, Magnoliopsida, Lamiales, Lamiaceae.
AUGAAGGAGGAGAAGGUAAAGGAGAUAGAGAAGACAAUGGAAAUGGAGAUGGAGAUGGAGAGGGAGAGGGAGAGAGAGAGGGUGAGGCAGAUGGAGAAUGAGAAGGAGAAGGCUCUAGAGAUGGAGAUGGAGCUAAAGAGAAGAAAUAGCGUUGGCAAGGAAAAAAAAGAAAAAACUAGAGAAAAGAAGGACAAAAAUCUCCGACAUAAGGAGAAAGAUGCAGAGCCAAAGGAAGGCAAUGAUGACGAGGAAAAUGACAAGGAGAAGGAGAAGGAGAAGGAGAAGGAGAAGGAGAAGAAAAAUAGUGAGCGUAAAAAGUUAAGAGAUAUAUUUUUUUUAAAGGAAAAAAAGGAGAAAAAGCUUCGACAGAAGGAAGAAGAUGGUGAGCGCAAUGACAAUGAAGAGGAGAAGGAGAAAGACGUUGAGGCCAAGGAGAGCAAUGAAGAUGAGGAAAAUUACAUGGGCAAGGAGAAGAAAAUUAGUGAGCACAAAAAGAUAAAAGAAAUGUUUUUUCCAAAGGAAAAGAAGGAGAAAAAGCCACGACAAAAGGAAGAUUUUGAGCCCAAGGAGCACAAUGACAACGAGGAGGAGAAGGAGAAAGACGCUGAACCCAAGGAGAACAAUGACGAUGAGGAAAAUGACAUGGGCAAGGAGAAGAAAAAUAGCGAGCACAAAAAGAUAAAAGAAAGAUUUUUUUCCAAGGACAAGAAGGAGAAAAAACCCCGACAGAAGGAUGAAGAUGUUGAUGCCAAGGAGCGGAAUGGCGAUGAAGAAGAAAAUGAGAGAUGUAGCACUCACAAAGACAAAAAAGAAAGUUUGUUUUUUAGGGCAAAAAAGGAGAUGAAACUCCGACACAAGGAGAAAGACAACGAGCUCAAAGAGAGCAAUGGCGAUGAUGAGGACACGCAGAAAAGUAGUGACCACAAAGAGAAAAAAGGAAAUUUCUUUCAAUGGCAAAAGAAGGAGAAAAAACUCCGACACAAGGAGAAAGAUGAGGACGGGGAGAAGGAGAAGGAGAAUGAGGAAAAUAGUGAACACAAAGAAAAGAGUAGAGAAAAGGACAAAAAAUUGCGACGGAAGGAUAAAAAAGGAGACAAAUACAAGCAGUUGGAGCAAAUGGAAGAGCGCCAAUCCUUUGAAAAUUAGAUUCUUUGAGUUCCACUUUAGCAUAAUAUUUGUGGCGGGGAUAUAGGAAUAUUUUUUUGAUUAUUUAUUUAUUUUUUAUUUAUUUAUUUUUUUGGGAUUGUUCUUGACCAGUGUAAUUUUGUAUAUAUACA